Chaetomium globosum CBS 148.51 is the source of this 861-nucleotide messenger RNA. RefSeq lists its product as uncharacterized. NCBI's taxonomy places the organism in Eukaryota, Fungi, Ascomycota, Sordariomycetes, Sordariales, Chaetomiaceae. The transcript is spliced from 2 exons. The coding region runs from base 1 to 861 and encodes 286 amino acids. The record is from RefSeq and is a predicted model, not a curated record.
AUGAACCGCUUGACCACCGCGUUCGCGCUUCUCCCGGUUGCGUUUGCAACUCCAUUCCUGCAACGGACUCAGACUGUAAACGUCGUUCUUCGGGUCAACAAAGUCACGUCUGGUGCCGCCAUCGACGUCUGGAACGAGAGCAAGUCGGAGGUAUUGGCCCAGGCAUGCUCCCGUUCCCUCACAUCUGGCUCUUUCGAAAGCAGUCCCAUCCUCUUUACCGUCGACGAAUACGGUGCCGGUACUUUGAGCAUCGGCACGCAAACUUACACCAUCCAUGACGACCCGGACGUGUCGGGGGGCAUCAUCUGUGGUCGUAUCGCCAGCCCCAGCGAACUUGCGAUCAGCUGCGAUGUUUCGAUUCCCGAGUCUUUGCAACUGCGGGGCUUGAGCAAGAGAGAUAUCCAAGAUUGUUUUGCUGGCAGCCCCGUUGAGCUCUUCGAGGUUAUGAGGGGAUUGGAGAAUCCUGCGAACAACACCACUUGGACAAGCCCUCCCCCCUUCAACGCCCAAAACACCACAUCACUCGUUGUCACUGAUUCCGCUAUCGACAAACGCCAGGGUGCAUGCGGUGUCUGGAGUUCAAGGACAGUCGUGAUCGGCGACGGAAACCCGCACCAGAAUCCGCUCCAUAUUCAAGAGCCAAUGGAGUGCGGACUACGUGAUGGAUGCGAGAUUGGGUACUCGAAUAUCCGAUCGUUCACCAUCAGCUGGAGUGCGAGUCUCUCAGCCGCUUCAUGGAUCAGUGGUGGGUUUGCUGUGGAGUCGUCCAUCGAGACGGGGAAUCAAUACACUUGCGAGGGCAAGGCAUACGACUAUUUUGCCGUCUGGAAGAAGAUGGGGCAAACCGCCUACAUAGUUUAA